Messenger RNA from Morone saxatilis (striped sea-bass), 2266 nucleotides. It is a transcript of the gene nudt4a, whose product is annotated as nudix (nucleoside diphosphate linked moiety X)-type motif 4a. Gene Ontology annotation, biological process: diphosphoinositol polyphosphate metabolic process; adenosine 5'-(hexahydrogen pentaphosphate) catabolic process; diadenosine hexaphosphate catabolic process. Lineage: Eukaryota; Metazoa; Chordata; Actinopteri; Moronidae. Bases 185 to 757 code for a protein of 190 amino acids. The record is from RefSeq and is a predicted model, not a curated record. Gene Ontology annotation, molecular function: endopolyphosphatase activity; diphosphoinositol-polyphosphate diphosphatase activity; bis(5'-adenosyl)-hexaphosphatase activity. Gene Ontology annotation, cellular component: cytoplasm; nucleus. The transcript has 5 exons.
GGGAAGAUUUCGGGAGAAUUAAGCGCUCCUGCUCUCUCACCCUCCUCCCUCCCUCCCUCCCUGCACCUCCACCAAACUCUGUGGCACAGCCGGGAGACACUUUCUUCAGCUGUUAGUUUGAGUCCAGAUUCUCGCUUUUUCUUUUUUCCUCCCCCUUUCAUACACUCGACAGUUGCUGAUAUAAAUGAUGAAGUUUAAGCCCAACCAGACCAGGACGUACGACGGGGAAGGGUUCAAGAGGAGAGCGGCGUGUUUGUGCUUCAAAAACGAAACCGAGGAGGAGGUGCUGCUGGUGAGCAGCAGUCGACAUCCAGACCAAUGGAUCGUGCCAGGAGGAGGAAUGGAGCCUGAGGAGGAACCCUGUGGAGCCGCAGUCAGGGAGGUGUAUGAAGAGGCUGGUGUGAAGGGAAAGCUUGGCAGACUACUAGGUAUUUUUGAGCACAAUCAAGACAGAAAGCACCGGACGUACGUCUAUACCCUCAUAGUGACGGAGACACUGGAAGACUGGGAGGACUCUGUCAACAUUGGGAGGAAGAGGAUGUGGUUCAAAGUUGACGAAGCCAUCAGGGUCCUGCAGAGCCACAAGCCUGUCCACGCAGAGUACCUACGCAGACUCUCAAACACCUGUAACCCCACCUGCGGUCCUGUGUGCAGCCCGACUAAUAACGGCAACACCCCGAGCUCCCAAGUGACGGACAACAACACACCUCCCUAUGUUGUUUACGCCACAGAGGGCUCAGAUCUUGUCAACAGAUAGGACCGCCAACCCCCGCAGCAAGCAGUUCUUCUCAGUGGACACCAGGACGGACAUAUCAUGUACAAAAGGACUUCUGCAUCGAUUUGCAUUACUAACUUAAUAUGUACAGUAUGGGAUUUGAAACCGAUUUCGAGUGGGCUUGAAGGGUUGCCAGAAUGUUUUCCACGUAUAUAUUUAAGAUUUUUUUUUUUUUUUUUAAGGAAAUAUUUUUAAUAACCAUCACCAGCUAAUAAAGCAAAUGUGUUCCUGUAAAGUCUUCAGCUUUAGGUGGGUUUUUGUCAAUGUGCUACUUAUGCAAUGUAAAGGUCCGUUUUAGCCCUACGUGCCGAAUAUUUGCCUUGCAGUGCACCAAGUGUCUGGGUGGUUUCCUGGAGGCCAGUACUGGGAAGUGUUCGCUCUUAGAGGAAGUCAUACCCCCACAGUGACUCAGUGCCAAAUAAUGCCCUUCUGCAAGGCGUUUUUGAAGAGGAGUAGCCACAUGUGUGUGUGUGUAUAUUCUAAUACAAUUCAGUUUUUUGUGAAUUGUUAGGGCACUUUUUGGGAGUAAAGCUACUGUCGCUUCACUACAGCUCAGAUUCGGUGAGGUAUUUUAUCUAAAGAGAGCUGAGGGCAAAGUCUGCUUUGAUGCAACAAGUGCGAACAACAUUGCUCCUCCUGUAAUUACGACCUUAAAGGUACAUACAGUAUCAUCUCUAAUCACUAGUAACAGUGUAACACUGUAAUAAAGCUUAGGUGACACUGAAAUGGAGACUUAAUUACUCCUUCCUCAAACAUUGUUUUAUUUGUACAUAUAUUUAAUGUUGUCCGGCUGAGUAAAUUCCAGUAUAUUGGCACAGUUAGAUAAAUAUCAGCGUCCUUAUAGUCAAACAGAACUGCAUAAUAAAGACUUGCGAUAGUGCCAAAGAAAGACAGUAUUCAACACUACAAGAAGAACCAUAUUAAGUGCAUUUGACAAAGUCCUUUUUUAAUGUCCAAGGCUACAAUAAGGAGAUUUUAGAUCACAGUGUGUUUUAUUCAGAGACGUCAAAGUGCCUUCACAAACACAAUAGUAAAUCGUGUUUAUCUUCCGGACACUGCACCUGCAUUACAAUCUGCCUUAAACACACAAAACCAGCCCCUUAUUUUACUCAGCUGUGGUUAGAUAAGAACAAUAGGAUGUUGAAGGAAACUGGGAAUUGUUGUUACAGUUAAAUGUACAUUAUUUAGUAUUGAUUGAAUUUAUUUAUUUAUGUUUCUCCUCCCUCCUCCUCCCAUCAUGAACAGGAAACUGACAGGAAGUCAAGGUCAGUGUGCAGGCCUGACUUUUUUUUUUUUUUUAGAAAGCAGAGAGUGCAAAUGAUGUGAUAAAUUCAGUUUAUUGAUCAUACGUUCUUGGCAAAAAAAAUAACGUAUUAACCCCUAUUUUUUCUUUCUUUUCUUCUAUUUCUGCAUGUGUGACUGUAAUAGUCUGCUGUGCACCAUCAUGUUUGUACAUAAAAGCGCAAAAUAAAAACAACAGUUUAUGGAUCA